GGAAGUGACACAGGCGGAACUAUUGUGGGCAGCUGCCUGUUCCUGGAUGACCGUCUGCAGCCCCGAGGGUCUCGUGCCCCUCACCCACCGACACAGCUGUGUUUCAGGCGGCUGCAAGAGGCAAAGCAAAGACGAUGGGGACCACACACAGCUCCACAUUCUCCAUCCUUGUGAAGUCUUUCUCAGGAAAAAAUAUUUCUGUGCUGGUGUCUUUGGACGACACGGUGCUGGACCUAAAGAUGAAGCUAUUUGCACUGGAUAGUGAUUUCUACCCUUCUCAGACAAGACUGAUUCAUGGUAUCCAAGAGUUGCUGGACGAACUAACUCUGAGGCAUUACAACAUUACCUCCAACAGCACUGUAUUCUGCAUUCGUAGGUUGCGAGGUGGUGGUGGUUUACCUGUCCUCCAGGGCAUGGGAGGUGACUUGGGUUUUCGAGGACCAGAGAUGCACAACCAGGGCGGUGCGGCAGAUGUCACCUCAUGGAUAAAAAAGCAUGGCGGUAAAGAAGACAUCAUCCCAGGGAUGGCAAAUCAGGAUGAUCUGGCAGGCGUCACCUCAAGGUUUGAAAUGCAGGGUGGUACAGCAGGCGUCACCUCAAGGUUUGAAAUGCAGAGCGGUACGGCAGGCGUCACCUCAAGGUUUGAAAUGCAGGGCGGUGCAGCAGGCAUCACCUCAACAAGUGCAAAGGAAAUCCAGAAAUGGCCACAGUCAGAUGUUCCAGCAGAGGAGAGAAGCUGUCACUGUGUGAGAGAGGAACUUCAGGAAGUGAGGCCGCUGAUAGAUUCAUGCAAUUUGACGGAACAAAACAUAUACAAAGUCUGUCUCCCUGGACCAGGCAUCUUCCAGUGCUCUGAGACGGGCCUUGCCUUCGAGGUGGAGUCAGCAGCCAGCAUUGUGUACAGAUGUGCCACCUGGGCCAAGUAUAUGAAAGAGGCUGACCAGGAAGUGUUGGUACCUGCUGGGCCUCUUUUCAACAUCUGGGCGCUGCCCGGAACCGUGCGGGCUGUGUAUCUCCCCCACUUCAUCUGCCUGACAGAUGUAGAUAUCAGCGAAUGCUUUGUUGCCCAUUUUGAAUUCCAGAAGAUGACCCUACAGAUUCCGACAAAAGUGAUGGCUUUCUCUGCUGUCCUGGAGAAUCCCAGCUUCUCGCUCCUUGGGGUGGUUUGGAGAAAGUUACGUUCAACCAUUUCUCUCCCUAUGCACUCCUUAGUGCUGAUCUUCCAGCAGUUCUUUGCUGCAGAUACAACCCUGCAUCUCUACCUGAUCCCAGAUGACAUCUCUGUGAAGCAGGCCAUUGAAAAACAAGAGCUGAGCUGGAAUUCAAAGCUUAUUCCCAAGCCUCCUCCAUUCAGCCCUCUGUUCUUUGGCUACAAAUACCAGCUGUCCAGUAACACUCAAGUGAAGAUUAUGCCUGAAGCACACUUACCGUUUUGCUACAAGAGUCCAAAGGAACAACAGCUCUUUGUUGAGAUCUACAUCAGGAAUAUGGCAGAGGAAAUUGAAUUCCUUAUUACAGAUAGACAGAAUGACACCGUGGUCUGGAGGGCAUCACUGAGAGCAGGUGAUCUUAGUCUUCCUAGAAAUGUCUUCAAGAUCCCUUCAGUUAAUCUUAGUCUUUCUAGAAAUUUCUCCAUGAUGCCUUCAGGUGCAGCCUUCAUGAAGAAGCACAAGACAGAGCUUUGUUCCAGGAUGGGGCAGCUCUCCUCCAUUCUACUACACUUAAGGACUGAAGGUGUAAUCAACAGUGAUGAAGAAGAGGAAGUGCAAGCUCAAAAUACAAAACAAAAGAAGAAUCAAUUUCUGCUGGACCUAGCUGAAAGAAAAGGGCCCAGGGCCCAAGAGAAGCUCUUUAAGAUCCUCCAGGCAAAAGACCCGUUCCUUGUUGAAGACCUGGAGAACAGCUAAGGCCAGGAAAGCAGACGGCUUUUGCUCCCAUAGCCAGGUUAAGGGAGUGACAGCAUAGUCAGGCAAAAGGAGGGAUUUAUCAGUGCCUGAAUCCUGACCUUUCAAUGCAAAAUCCAUGGAGCAAGCAAUGCCAAAGCCUUCUGAGCCACCAACUUACCUGACUUAUCACUAGAAGUGGACAGUCAGUCACCAAUGAGAAGCUGCUGGGACAAGAAACCUUCGUUCCUAAUCCAGUGCCCACAUUGUGAAGCCGUCUGCCUUCUGAGAACACAAGGUCUCUGUGUCUCCAGAAGCUCCAGGCAGCUGCUGGUCGAGGAGUUAUCAUCACAACAGGUACCUAACAGAGUCACAGAAUUGUAGGAGUUGGAAGGGACCUCUGGAAAUCCCCCAGUCCAACCCCCCUUGAAGCAGCUUCCCUACAGUAUGUUACACAGGAAAGUGUCCAGGCAGGGUUUGAAUAUCGCCAGAGAAGGAGACUUUACAGCCUCUCUGGGCAGCUUGUUCCAGUGCUCUGUCACCCUCACAGUAAAGCUUUUCCUCACAGAAUAAGA
This is a messenger RNA of Numida meleagris (helmeted guineafowl), 2458 nucleotides long. Its product is annotated as caspase recruitment domain-containing protein 8-like. The transcript has 12 exons. Bases 135 to 1907 code for a protein of 590 amino acids. Gene Ontology annotation, biological process: regulation of apoptotic process. The record is from RefSeq and is a predicted model, not a curated record. Gene Ontology annotation, molecular function: protein binding. Gene Ontology annotation, cellular component: canonical inflammasome complex. NCBI's taxonomy places the organism in Eukaryota, Metazoa, Chordata, Aves, Galliformes, Numididae.